AUGAGCCCUAAGUGUGUGCGGCAAGAUGAUGUGAAUACUCCUUUAAAGUUAUUAAAAUCUGUGUUAUUCUCUGCAGAUUCUUGUAGCAGGAGAUCAGAGGAGAAUCUUAUAUCUUCAGAUUAUAAAGCAGAUGAUGAUAUCACACAAGAUACAUAUGAAGAACAUUCCAUUAUCCCAGAUACACCCUCAGCCCUUCACAGCCAAGAUCUGUCAUCUCAUCCUUAUAUACAGGUCCUGUCUUCUCAGUCAUCACAGGAUGUUCAGCAAAAUAAAAGCCACAGAAGGGGUGUUGGACAUCGAGUUCAAACAGGAAAGAAACCAUAUUCAUGCUCAGAAUGUGGGAAAUGUUUUACUUUUAAAUCAGGUCUUGUUCAACAUCAAAGAAUUCACACAGGAGAGAAGCCAUUUUCAUGUUCAGUAUGUGGGAAAUGUUUUACUCAGAAAUCAGACCUUGUUGUACAUCAAAGAACUCACACAGGGGAGAAGCCAUAUUCAUGUUCAGAAUGUGGGAAAUGUUUUAGUGUUCAAUCACAUCUUGUUCCACAUAAAAGAACUCACACAGGAGAGAAGCCAUUUUCAUGUGUAGAAUGUGGGAAAUGUUUUACUGCGAAAUCAACACUUAAAUAUCAUCAACGAGCUCAUACAGGAAAGAAACCAUAUUCAUGCUCAGAAUGUGGGAAAUGUUUAAUGAAGAAAUCAAGUCUUGUUGAACAUCAAAAAAUUCACACAGGCGAGAAUCCAUUUUUAUGUUCAAAAUGUGGUAAAUGUUUUAUUCAGAAAUCAGUUCUUGUUCAACAUCAAAGAACUCACACAGGGGAGAAGCCAUUUUCAUGUUCAGAAUGUGGGAAAUAUUUUACUGGCAAAUCAGAUCUUCUUAAACAUCAGAAAAUUCACAUAGGAGAGAAGCUAUUUUCAUGUUCAGAAUGUGGAAAAUGUUUUACUGAAAAAUCAAGUCUUGUUCUACAUCAAAGAACUCACACAGGAGAGAAGCCAUUUUCAUGCUUAGAAUGUGGGAAAUGUUUUACUUUUAAAUUACAUCUUCUUGUACAUCAAAUAAAUCACACAGGGGAGAAGCCAUUUUCAUGUUCAGAAUGUGGUAAAUGUUUUACUGAAAAAUCUAAUCUUGUUAAACAUCAAAGAACUCACACAGGAGAGAAGCCAAUUUCAUGCUCAGAAUGUGGGAAAUGUUUUACUUGCAAUGGAGAUGUUACUCGACAUCAAAGACUUCACACAGGGGAGAAGCCAUAUUCAUGUUCAGAAUGUGGGAAAUGUUUUACUUGCAAAUCAGAUCUUCUUAAACAUCAGAAAAUUCACACAGGAGAGAAGCUAUUUUCAUGCUCAGAAUGUGGGAAAUGUUUUACUGAGAAAUCAAAUCUCGUUAGACAUCAAAGAACUCACACAGGGGAGAAGCCAUUUUCAUGUGUAGAAUGUGGGAAAUAUUUUGCCCAGAAAUCACAUCUUGUUCUACAUCAAAGAACUCACACAGGGGAGAAACCAUUUUCAUGCUUGGAAUGUGGGAAAUAUUUUGCUCAGAAAUCACAUCUUGUUCUACAUCAAAGAACUCACACAGGGGAGAAGCCAUUUUCAUGCUCGGAAUGUGGGAAAUGUUUUGCUCAUCAAUCAAAUCUACUUCAGCAUCAAAGAACUCACACAGGGGAGAAGCCAAUUCAGAGCAGUAAAUGAUGCAGAUAACACAUCUAUAUAUUCACCAUGUACAUAGGAUAUCUGACAUUUAUACAUAUAUCAUAUACUGCAUCUCCAAACUUGUUACCAAUUGAUAAUAAAAGUUUUCUUUUAGAACGUAGUCACCGAUCCAGCGAUGUCAUCACUAUAGUUUACAUGGUAGGAGAAGAGUGUGGUAUAUGGUUGUGAUAUUCACUGCUCCUCAUGGAGAAGACCCAACAGGCAUAAUCCAUGGGGAGCUGCUACUGGAGACCCAAACACCUCACAGAGAAGGGACUUAUUCCAGUGAUGAAGAAUUCCAGGACGGUCCGGUCUUCACCUGCUGAGACCCUUUUAGAAAGGUUGUGUUAUCCCCGAUCCUUGCUGAUCAUGUGGUGUCCGAUCACUGGACACCUCAGUCUGUGCUCGGCUGUUUCUGCAGCUCCCAUAGUGAAUGUACCUCCUCCCUACCUGGGGACACUGGGG
This is a messenger RNA of Hyla sarda, 2148 nucleotides long. RefSeq names its product gastrula zinc finger protein XlCGF57.1-like. The transcript has 3 exons. Gene Ontology annotation, cellular component: nucleus. Gene Ontology annotation, molecular function: RNA polymerase II cis-regulatory region sequence-specific DNA binding; DNA-binding transcription factor activity, RNA polymerase II-specific. Bases 1 to 1683 code for a protein of 560 amino acids. NCBI's taxonomy places the organism in Eukaryota, Metazoa, Chordata, Amphibia, Anura, Hylidae. The record is from RefSeq and is a predicted model, not a curated record. Gene Ontology annotation, biological process: regulation of transcription by RNA polymerase II; central nervous system development.